CGCCCCCGGGCCGCGCUCCAGCUCGGGGCCUGCUCCUGGCCGGGCGGGCGCAUCAUGGGCAGCGGCAGCAGCCGGAGCGGCCGGGCCUUGAGGAGGCUGCGCGGCUCCGACAGCCGCCCGGCGGGGUCCGGCGGGGCCGCCCCGGGGAGCGAGGCCCACUCGUUGGUCCCGAGCUCGGCGGCCGGGACCCGGGCGGAGGCCCCCAAGGCAGCUACGGCGGAGCGGGAGGCCGGCCAUCACCCCGGCCCCGAGGCGCCCCCCGACGGCCGGGAGGAGACCCUGCGCCUGCUGGAUCAGCUGCUGGCCGAGUCGGAGGCCUGGGUACCGGGGGAGCCUGACCCGCGGAGCCCCCAGCGGCUCCCACCCGCAGCGGGUGCCCGCAGCCCGGGGUCCAUGAAAGAGGUUGCCAAGGACCCCCCAGUGAGCAGCAGUGUGUCUGAGAAUUCAGUGCAGUGGCAUAUCCGUGAGUCAGACAGAACUUGACCUUGGGAGCUUACAACCUAGAAGAGUGAUAUAGAACCCCAGACAGCAGCCACGGGAGACCAGAGUGGCCAGCCAUCACCUACGACCGCUCAGAGGAAGAGCUAAUGGCGAGCAUCGAGCGCGAGUACUGUCUCUGAGGCCCACUGCACAGCAGCUGGUGGUACCCCGCCACCACUCCCGCACCAGACUGGGGCAGGGGACGCCUUUCUGCACCUCCACCCUGCCCAGGACUUUACAUUGAACUGAGCCACCUCCACCACUGGAGUUUAUGCCCAGAUAAUUCACUACGAGCUUUUUCAGAUCCAACAGCAGUCAUCCUGGAUGGGGUCCCUGCAGGGCUGAACGGGAAGUAACAGGUCCACAGGGGCGUGGCCACGUGAUCAUGAACCGCCUAAUCCCCUUCUCCACUGUGAGGGUGGCCUGUGUACAGAGGACUCCUGGAACCUGGGGGUGCUGCCCACCUUUCAAUUUUUGUUUUAUCAGUUAGAUCAUAGAAGAGAGUGUUUCAUGAGACAGAGAGAGAGAGAGAGGGAGAGGGAGAGGGAGAGGGAGAGGGAGAGGGAGAGGGAGAGAGGGAGAGAGGGAGGUGCUAAAGCACCACCCUGGCACAUACAGCACUUGGGAUCGAACUGGGGGCCUCAGACAUGCAGGUCCUGUGCUAUGAGGUGUUUCCCUUUUUCUUUUUUUAAUUUUUAAAAUUUAUUUAUUUUCCCUUUUGUUGCCCUUUUUUUGUUGUUGUUGUUAUUGAUGUUGUCGUUGUUAGAUAGGACAGAGAGAAAUGGAGAGAGGAGGGAAAGACAACGAGGGGGAGAGAAAGACAGACACCUGCAGACCUGCUUCACCACUUGUGAAGCGACUCCUCUGCAGGUGGGGAGUCGGGGGCUCGAACCAGGAUCCUUACCCCGGUCCUUACUGUUUGUGCCAUGUACGCUUAACCCACCGUGCUACCGCAUGACUCCCCUCCCUUUCUUUCUUUUCCCCUUCUUUUUUCUUUUUAGAGACAAAGGUAAAGAGCGGAACAUUCUCUACCAUUGUUCAUCCAAGUUGAGGGCAAGGCCCUAUGGGGGCCCACAAAGGGGUCUAUUUUGUUGUUCCUGAUAGAAAUGACUGGUAACAAUGGAGAGAGGGAUUUAUUUGAGGUCUAGGCCCAUCGUGUCUGUUUGGGAAUUUCAAGACUCCCCGACUAGGGCCCCAGCUGAUGGGGUGGCCUGGUGAGUGACUAAAGAGUCAUCGUUAAUAUAUGCCAGUCUCUUGCCCUUAUUCAGCUUUUGCAGUCCUUGCUUUGAUAAGCUUAGCUUUGGAGUGAGUGAGGGAAGUGUAAUAGGAAGUAGGUGAGGAGGGUAGCUAAGUCUAAGUAGACACUAUUUCAUUAUGAACUUCAUACUGACUCACUGCAGACUAUUGUGUACUUUUGCUUUCAGGUAUAUAUUUUGCCCUAAUUUAUGGAUAUGUGAACAUAUGCUUUAUCUCACGGGACCUGGUGUAUAUCUAGGGUUUGGGACUUUGUUAGGAAGUGAACCUCCUGGGAUGGAAUUAGAGAAUACUAUGAAAGGAAAGGUCUCACCUGAGUAAUGAGACUAAAGGGUUGACAUUCCAUGCCUGAUGUCUCUGGACACAGUCUGAAGUGAAGCUUGCUGAGGUGGUACUCGUUGCGUUGAUUAGGUUGGGAUCGGCGGAUGCAAUAUUAUUUGGUAUGAAUUGAGAGAAGCAUGCAGGAAAGUAUGCCCCACCCUAAAGUUCAAGGACUGAGGGAAAUAUAGGCUCUAUAGAGGAAGCGGGAGGUUCCUGCUGUCUUAGGGUUUAAGAAGUCAAUAGAUAGUUAUGCUAUAACCACAUUAUUUGGCAAUUGGGUUCACUUUGAAAUAUCCCUCUGUUAGGAUUUGCUGUAUUAUACACAACAUCACCAUAAUUUAUGUCCUUUGACAUUA
Messenger RNA from Erinaceus europaeus (western European hedgehog), 2411 nucleotides. RefSeq names its product cystin 1 (gene CYS1). The transcript has 4 exons. The coding region runs from base 55 to 483 and encodes 142 amino acids. Lineage: Eukaryota; Metazoa; Chordata; Mammalia; Eulipotyphla; Erinaceidae. The record is from RefSeq and is a predicted model, not a curated record.